UGGAAAUUGUGUUCAGUACAUUGUUGAGUCUCAGUGUUGAACGCUGUUCUAAAGCAAAACAAAAACAUGUCGACGAAAACAGAUUGGGAGGCCAAUGAGGAGAUACAAUAUUUUCAAGAAUAUCUACGCAUACCAAGUGUACAUCCAGAUCCCAAUUACGAGCCAUGCGUGGCAUUUUUGAGAGCACAAGCCAAACUGCUCGAUUUGCCCUUACAAGUGCAUUAUCCCGUUAACGAACAGAAUCCUGCGGUGAUAUUGACAUGGCAAGGCAAGGAGCCGGGCUUGCCGGCGAUCUUUUUACACUCACACAUGGAUGUUGUGCCAGUAUUUGCGGAGAAUUGGACGCACCCGCCGUUCGGCGCUGAGAUCGAUGAUGAAGGACGAAUAUUUGCACGCGGCACACAAGAUAUGAAAUGUGUGGGCAUGCAAUAUCUGGGCGCGAUUCGUGCUCUCAAGCGGAGCGGAGCGAAAUUCAAACGCACCAUUCACAUAUCGUUUAUCGCAGAUGAGGAAAUGGGUGGGCGAUAUGGCAUGCGCCCCUUCGUGCAUACCGCAGCAUUCAAAAAUCUGAAUAUCGGAUUCUCACUAGACGAAGGUCUGGCAUCGCCCACCGAAGUGCUACCCGUUUUCUAUGCGGAGCGCAGUGUAUGGCGUAUAUAUUUUCAGAUUUCCGGCACAGCUGGCCAUGGUUCGUUGCUCUUGAAGAACACAGCGGGCGAGAAACUUAAUUAUAUUGUCAACAAAAUGAUGUCUAUGCGCGCACAGGAGCUACGCAAGUUGGAAAAUAAUCCGGAAUUAACUAUUGGUGAUGUGACCACAAUUAACUUAACGCGUGCUGGCGGUGGAGUACAAAGCAAUGUUGUGCCGCCCUUGCUGAUGGUCUGCUUCGAUGUGCGUUUGGCGAUUGAUGUGGAUCAAGUGGAAUUUGAAAAGAAGGUUCAUCAAUGGUGCAACGAUGUAGGUGGUGGAAUUGAGCUUGAGUAUGAGCAAAAACGUCCACGUGUCAACCCAACAGCGACCGAUAAAACUAAUCCUUUUUGGGUGGCGUUUGAAAGUGCUACCAACGAGUUGGGCUUAAAAAUAUCUAAGCAAAUUUUUGCUGGCGGCACCGAUAGUCGUUAUAUAAGAGAAGUUGGCAUUCCGGCUUUGGGUUUCUCACCGAUGAACCAUACUCCAGUGUUGUUGCACGAUCACGAUGAGUUUAUAAGGGCAGAUACAUAUUUACGUGGAAUUGAGAUUUAUAAGAAAAUUAUACCAAAAUUAGCUGAAGCUUAAAUUUGCUAAUUAUAAUAUAAAUGUAUAUACACUAUAUUUAAAAAUUAUAUUUAUAUAUACCAAAACA
Molecule: messenger RNA, 1342 nt
Organism: Bactrocera neohumeralis
Lineage: Eukaryota; Metazoa; Arthropoda; Insecta; Diptera; Tephritidae
Product: aminoacylase-1B
Exons: 6
Coding region: 67-1275 (402 amino acids)
Biological process (GO): amino acid metabolic process
Cellular component (GO): cytoplasm
Molecular function (GO): aminoacylase activity
Source: RefSeq, a predicted model, not a curated record